Gorilla gorilla gorilla (western lowland gorilla) is the source of this 956-nucleotide messenger RNA. Lineage: Eukaryota; Metazoa; Chordata; Mammalia; Primates; Hominidae. The record is from the annotation of a RefSeq genome assembly.
AUAUCCAUGGCUAACCUUCUACUCCUCAUUGUACCUAUCCUAAUCGCCAUAGCAUUCCUAAUGCUAACCGAACGAAAAAUUUUAGGCUAUAUACAACUACGUAAAGGCCCCAAUGUCGUAGGCCCCUACGGGCUACUACAACCCUUCGCUGACGCCAUAAAACUCUUCACCAAAGAGCCCCUAAAACCCUCAACAUCAACCAUCACCCUCUACAUCACCGCCCCAACCUUAGCUCUCACUAUUGCCCUACUAUUAUGAACCCCCCUCCCCAUACCCAACCCCCUAGUCAAUCUCAAUCUAGGCCUCCUAUUCAUCCUAGCCACCUCUAGCCUAGCCGUUUACUCCAUCCUCUGAUCAGGAUGGGCAUCAAACUCAAACUACGCUUUGAUCGGCGCACUACGAGCAGUAGCCCAAACAAUCUCAUAUGAAGUCACCCUGGCCAUUAUCCUACUAUCAACACUACUGAUGAAUGGUUCCUUUAACCUCUCCACCCUCAUCAUAACACAAGAACACCUCUGACUGCUCCUACCAACAUGACCCUUAGCUAUAAUAUGAUUUAUCUCCACAUUAGCAGAAACCAACCGGACCCCCUUCGACCUCGCUGAAGGAGAAUCUGAACUAGUCUCAGGCUUUAAUAUCGAAUAUGCCGCAGGCCCCUUCGCCCUAUUUUUCAUAGCCGAGUACAUAAAUAUUAUCAUAAUAAAUACUCUCACCACUAUAAUUUUCCUAGGAACAACAUACAAUGCCCACUCCCCUGAACUCUACACAGUAUGCUUCAUCACCAAAACCCUGCUUCUAACCUCUCUAUUCCUAUGAAUUCGAACUGCAUAUCCUCGAUUUCGCUACGACCAACUCAUGCACCUCCUGUGAAAAAACUUCUUGCCACUCACCCUGGCACUACUCAUAUGAUAUAUUUCCAUACCUACCACAAUCUCCAGCAUUCCCCCUCAAACCUA